AUGUGUCGCAAGAAGGUCAUGGGGCUCCUGAGUGGCUCCUGCGCCUCAUGGGCAACAAGGAUGAUGUCAUCAAGGGGCUUGCAAAGCAGUGCAACGAGAACUUGCCUGAGCCAUGAUGAGAAGAUCCUCUCACGCUCGCACUCAAACUACCUUGCGCAGAUUCCAAUUGAGAUCACUGACAUAAGCAACCAGAUCAACGGCGUGCUCUCCAAGCUCACUGCCCUCGGCACUGUCCUCAUCCCCACGAACCUCGUCACCGGUGCAUCCCACUCUCACUCUCACUCUCACUCUCAUCAAGUCGUCGCACCCUGA
Molecule: messenger RNA, 312 nt
Organism: Heterobasidion irregulare TC 32-1
Lineage: Eukaryota; Fungi; Basidiomycota; Agaricomycetes; Russulales; Bondarzewiaceae
Product: cora metal ion transporter
Exons: 2
Coding region: 1-312 (103 amino acids)
Biological process (GO): intracellular magnesium ion homeostasis
Cellular component (GO): plasma membrane
Molecular function (GO): magnesium ion transmembrane transporter activity
Source: RefSeq, a predicted model, not a curated record